UUUCAUUAUUAAUUAUAGUGAUUAUACAAUGACGAUAACAAAUAUUUAAUAAUUUGAAAUUAUUUACAAGAGUGUAGUGUUGAAAGCUCAAAUAAAGAUUGCAAUUUAAAAGAUUAGACUAUGUUGUAUGUUAAUUUAUAUUUUCGAGAGUUUCAUAGAUUACUGGAAAUAUACGGCGGCAAACAUGCAAGAAAUUAGAAAAGAAUCGAUUAUGUCGGAGCUUAUAAAAGCUAUUUUUGAGCGUGCAACAGAAAAAAUGGAAUUAGCAGCGGCGUUGCCUUCUCUUAUAUCGAAUCCUGAAUUAUCUCGCUUUGCAAUCCUCACAACUGACGAAAUGAACAUAAUAAUUCCUCCUAAUAAAUACUUGCCGCAAUCAGGUGAUACAAAGCUUUAAGAAAUAUUCUGAUAACUUUUUAAACAUUUCUGUAAUUGGUUUCUGUAAUAAUUGUUUCUCUCUGAAGCACAAAUGUGUACCUUAGAUCGUACAUGCCGUCAUUGACGAUUUUUAAUUAAUUUAUACUUUAGCAUCUAUUGAUGAGAAUUCAAAGUCAAAAGUGUGUACUAAAGAAACUUGGUACGACAUACCCGGAUUUGGCUGUGCAGUUUACAAAGUACUGAAGAUUCUUGAUAAACAUAUCGAUGUUCUCCGCACGAGUUCUCGUAAACACAUCUCAACGACAUCGGCUUUAUUUCUACGUCACAUUCGUUACUUUUUAGAAAAAGUUUUACAGAGAAUAUAUCUUACGCCGGAACAAGAGAGAAGCAAAGAACUACAUUAUAGAAACCUUUGGUAUUGUCAGAAGAAAUCUAUUGAAGAUAUUGCCAGUAAAAUACAUAUAUGUAUUAUACAAUUUCUAAUUCGGCAAAAAGUAUAGUAUGUGGAAUGACAAUCAUUCUCUGAUUGUGCACGAAAUCUUGUUCUACAUAUUCACAUGUUACCAAGUACUAGCCUGCAGAUUGGGUCUCGAUUCUACAUUCGUGUGAUUGAGCUUAUAGGGCAGAAUUAUUAACUAUUAAUUCUUUUCUCUCUUUUCUUUUCCCUUCUGAUGGAAAUAUAUAGGAUUUACAAUGGAUCUGGAAAGGCAACGAAUUAAUCAUAGAAAAAUGCUCGAGGACAUAAUCAAGCGAUAUAAGAAACAUGUAGUCGCUAUCGAUGGUAUUGACAAAAGAUGCAACGAAUAUGCCACAAGUACUAACGCGAGAUACGAGCAGAAACAGAUUGUUAUAUGCAAAGCGUGGGAAUACGAGCGAAAUGAAAUGCAGGCAGCAAUGGGAAACGUUAUCGAUGAUCUCGAGUUUUUAAAAGACGUAAAUACAAAAUUGGGACGAGCAAUCUGUGAACGAAAAUGGACAAUUAAGUCAAACUUAUUGGCAAUAAUCACCAAGUAUGAUACAGAAAUUGGCAGUAGAUAUAGAACGUUGAAAAAUCUUAGCGAGGUAUAUAAACGCGACAAAUUGGAAAAACACGAUUUGGAGGUGACUUUUUUUUACAUAAUGUGUACUUGUGCGCAUACGUUAUGUACGCAACGUACAAAAAGAGAAUAUCGUGACAAUUUAACUCCAUUGCAGAGAGAGAUAAAGCAACAAGGAAAAGUAUACCGUGUUUUUAUUGAACGAAGAGAGAAAACUGGAAUAACAUAUUUCUACAAAUCUUUAGUUAUAUUUAAACGAGCACGCUCCGCAAGGAUUAUUCAACGUUGGUGGCGCCAAAUUUUCUGGGCUAGAAGAGGAAAGGAAGAAUUUGAAAGAGAAAAGAAAGAGUACAACAUUUCCAGUUACAACAAUUAAAUCUGGUAUGUAUAAUAUUAUAUCAAUAAUAGUAUACUUC
Molecule: messenger RNA, 1828 nt
Organism: Vollenhovia emeryi
Lineage: Eukaryota; Metazoa; Arthropoda; Insecta; Hymenoptera; Formicidae
Exons: 6
Coding region: 1069-1788 (239 amino acids)
Source: RefSeq, a predicted model, not a curated record